UUAAAAGAUGGUUUGGCACUGGCAGCAAAGGCAAUUAAACCAAUAGAAUUUGAAUUGAAAAAUGGUGCACGACUCAGUUUGAACAUUGAGACAGCAUGGAUCUCUUCACCUACAAUUGCCCCAGGCAAUACAACAGCCUCCACUCUGAAAGUCUUUCCUUCAGAGUGUCGAGCCAGAGCGACGACAUAUAGGGGGCGCCUCCAGGCUGUCUUCACGUGGAAGCUGAAUGGGAUCACCCACGACACGAUCAACACGUCUCUGGGUGAAGUGCCCAUCAUGGUUAAGUCGAAUGCAUGUAACCUGACUAAGAUGAACCCGAAGGAGCUCAUCGAGCACGGGGAGGAGGCUGAGGAAUUCGGUGGCUAUUUCAUCUCCAACGGCAUCGAGAGAGUGGUGCGCAUGCUCAUUAUGCCGAGACGCAAUAUGGCUCUCUGCAUGGAAAGGAACAGUUGGAAGAAGAGGGGUGAACUCUUCUCAGAAUUUGGUGUUUCGAUGAGAUGUGUCACAUCUGACCAGACAGCAGUAAACAUGGUGCUACAUUACUUGCUCGAUGGAUCAGCAUGCUUGUGUUUGUUCCACAGGAGAGAGGUUUUUAUCCUUCCGGUUGUAAUCAUAAUGAAGGCAUUGGUAGAUGUUGUUGACCAUCACAUAUUCUCUGAGCUGGUUAAGGGGAAAGAGAAUGACUCGUUUUACAAAAGAUGCAUUGCAGCAAUGAUCAGGAAAUCGCAGGACAGUGGCGCCGCCUAUAGAGUGGACGUGUUAAAAUACAUAGGAAAGAAUUUUCGAGUGAAGCUUUCCCGGCCCGCGUGGCACACUGACGUGGAGGUGGCUGAGUAUCUACUGCAGGAGCUGAUCUGCCCGCACCUGAGCAGCAACCGCGACAAGUUCGACUGCCUCGUCUACAUGACUCGCAAGCUGUAUGCGUUCGCGAAGCACGAGUGUUCGAGCGAGAGUCCCGACAAUCCUGCCUACCAGGAGGUCCUGCUUGCCGGACACCUCUACCUCAUGGUGCUCAAGGUUCCGCUCAUGAUGGAGGUGGUUCUCGUCGAGAGGACGGACUGCGCGAGUCAGUACCCGGCUCUCUACCUGUUCACGACGCCUGCGCGCAUGAUGCGACCCGUACUCAACCUCACCACGAACACCGUCGAGAUGAUUGGCACCUUCGAACAGGUGUACAUGAACAUCUGUGUAGUACCGGAGGAGGCGAUCGAUGGCAGGACCACGCACCAGGAGCUGAGUGAGAUGAGUAUGCUGAGCGCCACGGCAACGCUGAUUCCGUAUUCCAACUACAACCAGAGCCCUCGCAACAUGUACCAGUGUCAGAUGGGAAAGCAGACGAUGGGUACUCCUCUCCUAGCGUACGAGCAUCGUUCGGACAACAAGCUGUACAGGAUCCUGACCCCACAGUCGCCGCUCGUCCGGCCGAAGGCGUACGACGUGUUGAAGUGUGAUGAUUACCCGGCGGGCACCAAUGCCAUAGUCGCCGUUAUAUCAUACACGGGUUACGACAUGGAAGACGCGAUGAUCAUCAACAAGGGAGCAUUCGAGCGCGGCUUCUGUCACGGCAUGGUCUACAAGACAGAGAAGAUCGACCUGGCUGAGGUGUCGCGCGACAGACUCUGCCCUUACAGGUUCUGCAACAAGCCGGACGAUAAGAACCAGGGCAAGCUAGACGGGGACGGGCUGCCCUUUAUCGGGCAGCUGCUGCAGGCGGGCGACCCGUACUACAGCUACGUGAACCUGCAGACGAACGAGGUGACGACGCGCUUCUACAAGCACAUGGAGCCGGCCUACGUCGAUCGCGUACGCCUCGUCGGCAGCGACGCCGGCACCGCGCCGCUCACGUGCGUCAUCGUCACACUACGCGUCACGCAUUACUUUCGUGAUACGUCUACCGUUCGUAAGCGUGCAUUGUUUAUCGUCUGCCCCUGCGGUCGCAUGAAUUUCUCUAUGCGCAGAGAAUUAUUUGCGUGUCGUUGGCCCCUCACGCUCGUAUUUCUCUGCGCGCAGGCGAGGGUGUGUACAAAGUGCGGCAGCCUGCUCUCGCCUCUCAUCGACGUCUCCUCGAAGGACACGGAGGUCGCGGCCGGAGGCGGCGACAAGCGUCGGGGUCGCUGGACGUGUCACGUCUGUCGCUGCGGCGACGGGAUCGAACUCAUCAGCGUGCCGCACGUGUUUAAGUACCUGACGGCCGAGCUGGCGUCGAUGAACAUCAAGGUCACGCUCGACCUUGAGUGAACCACGAUGUCAAGGUCAAAUGUGGCUCGACCUCGAGUGAACCGUGAUGUCAAGGUCAAACUUGGCUCGACCUCGAGUGAACCGUGAUGUCAAGGUCAAACUUGGCUUGUCCUCGAGUGGACUGUAUGGUCAAAAGUUACGCUAGCCUUCAAGUGUCCUACAAUGUUACCGGGCGACGGACAUACCUGUGGGGCCACCUUCUGACGUGAAUGGCUAGUAAUGUGCACUUGAGAUGUACAGUGGCCCCACUUCUGAGGGAAUGGAAAGUAAUGUGCACUUGAGAUGUAUGGAGGAGCCCCCUCUCACAGCAUGAAUAGGAGAAAAACGUGCCAGUGUGUAAGUAAUGCACAGCUAAUAGUGCACGUGGUGCCAUCUACCAGUGAUCAGAUGCACUAUAUGAAAACCAGUGUCACACAGCAGUUCUGACUGUUUCAACUCGUACUCACUCCGUGCGGCACAUAGCGUGGCAGGAAACACAAGGACAGCAUGUACAUAUGGCAGUCAGUUUAGCAUUAACUGCUGUGCUGGUACUGUGUGGUUUGUAGGUCUAUCGCUAAAUAUAGCCGUACAGUUGUUAGGUUCAUCAUCUAGCUAGCGUAUGAGUUUAUAGCCGCUCUAUUUGAAGUGGUAAAUAGGAGCGGCGAUGAUCUAAAAACUUUGCAAUAAAAACAUGGCAUUGAUGCGCCCUUCAUGGA
Priapulus caudatus is the source of this 2933-nucleotide messenger RNA. Its product is annotated as DNA-directed RNA polymerase I subunit RPA2-like. Lineage: Eukaryota; Metazoa; Priapulida; Priapulimorpha; Priapulimorphida; Priapulidae. The annotation marks the transcript as partial. The transcript has 16 exons. The record is from RefSeq and is a predicted model, not a curated record. Gene Ontology annotation, molecular function: ribonucleoside binding; DNA-directed RNA polymerase activity; DNA binding. Gene Ontology annotation, cellular component: RNA polymerase I complex; nucleus. Gene Ontology annotation, biological process: DNA-templated transcription.